This is a messenger RNA of Anopheles darlingi, 2262 nucleotides long. Its product is annotated as ATP-binding cassette sub-family B member 10, mitochondrial. The transcript is spliced from 8 exons. NCBI's taxonomy places the organism in Eukaryota, Metazoa, Arthropoda, Insecta, Diptera, Culicidae. Bases 1 to 2046 code for a protein of 681 amino acids. Gene Ontology annotation, biological process: transmembrane transport. Gene Ontology annotation, cellular component: membrane. The record is from RefSeq and is a predicted model, not a curated record. Gene Ontology annotation, molecular function: ATP hydrolysis activity; ATP binding; ABC-type oligopeptide transporter activity.
AUGCUCGCCCACCUUUUAACAGCCAGUGAACGAAGGGUCCUUUCCUCGUCCUUUCGAUUUUUCCGCCGGUUUUAUUAUUGUACACACAAAUGUGAACCGCUAGUUGAAUCGCAAAAGAUUCGUUAUUUACGGUUAAAUAGAAAUUUGCCGCGUCGUCAGUUUACCACCAGCACCAGCAGCAGUAAAAGUGAAAUCGAAUCAAACCAAAAACCCUUAUCCGCAAAUGCAACCAUCGAACAGGACACGAAACCGCCCUCGAAGAAGCUUCAGCUGCGAUCAUCCGACGUGAAACGGUUGCUGGGGUUUGCGAAAUCCGAACAGUGGAACAUCGCAGGUGGCAUCGGAUGUUUGAUAAUUUCGUCCGCAAUCACUAUGUCGGUUCCGUUCGGACUUGGCAAAAUCCUGGACGUCAUCUUUGCCGGUUCAUCCGGAGCGGGCAUGGCUAAGGAACAGCUGGACCAGUUUUGUCUCCUACUCGGAGGCAUUUUCCUUCUCGGUGGACUGGCCAACUUUGGUCGUGUUUACCUAUUCAGCAAUGCCUCACUUCGAAUAACGAAAGACAUCAGGACAAAGGUGUACAGCUCGAUGUUGAACCAGGAAGCGGGCUGGUUCGAUCGGAAAGGCACGGGCGAACUGGUUAACCGACUGUCCUCCGAUACGUUCCUCGUUGGCAACUCUCUUAGCAUGAACCUUUCCGAUGGAUUGCGAUCGACAGCCAUGAUAUUGGCCGGAACGGGCAUGAUGGUGUAUACCUCGCCUCAUUUGGCCCUCGUUGGCACAUGCAUCGUACCGGUGGUGGCUGGUGGUGCAGUCGUUUAUGGCCGCUACGUCCGCAACAUAACUCGCGAGCUCAUGGACAAGUACGCCGAGGUGAUGAAGGUAGGCGAGGAGCGUCUCGGUAACGUGAAAACGGUCAAGGUGUUCUGUAAGGAGCGUUUUGAGAAGCAGCUCUUCACCGAGCAGCUGGUGGACGCGCUAAACAUCGGUUACCGGGAAACGAAAGCACGAGCAACGUUCUACGGAAUGACGGGUCUAUCGGGCAACAUCAUCAUCCUAUCGGUACUUUAUUACGGUGGCACGAUGGUAAAUAACGCAGAAAUGACAAUCGGAGCACUUACUUCGUUCAUCCUGUAUGCCGGCUACACUGCCAUCUCGAUCGGUGGCCUCAGCAACUUCUAUACGGAGCUGAACAAAGGCGUUGGAUCGGCGAGUCGACUUUGGGAGAUCAUCGAUCGCAAAUACACGAUACCGAUCGACGGAGGAAUCGAGCUUACCAACCAACCUGCGGGGCAAAUACAGUUCCGUGACGUAGUGUUCCAUUACCCUUCCCGGCCAGAUGCACCCAUUUUGCGUGGAGCAAACUUGACAAUCGAACCGGGUACCACCACGGCCGUUGUGGGUCGCAGUGGUUCGGGAAAGUCGACUCUCGCCUCACUUGUCCUCCGAUUGUACGAUCCAGCCCAGGGUUCGGUCCUACUCGAUGGUAUCGACCUGCGUGAACUGAAUCCAACCUCCUUGCGGCGUUAUAUCGGUGCAGUCAAUCAGGAACCGAUACUUUUCAGUGGCACGAUACGGGAAAACAUUCUGUACGGUCUCAACAUGGGUGAACAGAUAUCAGAGAGCAGGUUCGAACGUGUGGUCCGGGAAGCGCACGUGGACGAAUUUGUGCGUAGCUUUCCGGACGGACUGAACACGCUGGUGGGACAGCGUGGCGUAAUGCUUAGUGGGGGUCAGAAGCAGCGAGUAGCUAUUGCGCGCGCUAUUAUACGGAACCCCAAAAUCCUCAUCCUGGACGAAGCGACGAGCGCGUUGGAUGCGGUAUCUGAAGAGCUUAUACAAAACGCAUUAGAGCGGUUAACAAAGAACCGAACCGUACUGACGAUAGCGCACCGUUUGAGCACGAUCCGCAAUGCGACCAACAUAGCAGUGCUAGCCGAUGGUCGUAUAGUGGAGCAUGGCAACUACGAUCGGUUGAUCGCGACCGAGGGUGGUGUGUUCCGGGAACUGGUGCAACGACAAACCUUCAGCUCCACCGCUAUUAGCUAGGGCUACGAGGUAGCUGCGAUAGUAUUUUUUCGGUUGCUAUUACUCCUACAUUAUAGAUUUUUCUUCUGUUGGAGUGUUUUUGUUUAUGUUUUCUGUUUCUCAUUUUACAAGAUUCCAUUCGUUUGUUACCCCUUGUUCUCUCGAUUGUAAAACUGUGCGGAAUAAAGACUUUAUAUUAAUAGGUGGCUGAAGUGAAGGAAAGCAAUUCGGAAUACU